Paramecium pentaurelia is the source of this 1017-nucleotide messenger RNA. NCBI's taxonomy places the organism in Eukaryota, Ciliophora, Oligohymenophorea, Peniculida, Parameciidae. The record is from the annotation of a GenBank genome assembly.
AUGAGUUUCCCACACUAAAAAUUACCAUCAUUUGACAUUAUAAGAGUUGCUGGUUCAGGAAGUUUUGGUAAAUAUUUUAAAUAAUUAGGUUAUGUUUUUGAGGCUUAUGAUCAUAAUAGAAAAUAAAAAGUUGCUUUAAAGAGAAUUGAAAAGGUUGGAAAUCAACUUAGUAGAGAAUAUGAAAUUUUAUUUGAAGUCAAGGAAUGUGAACAUAUAGUUAAAAUACUUGUAUGAAUAUCAUUUAAACCAAGGAUUUUUUCUAUUCUAGAACUGAUUCAGGAAAAUUAAUUCAAAACAUUGUAUUCGAAUAUAUGGAUGAUAAUCUUGAAAAUAGAAUUUAAAUAUUUAUCAAAUAAGGAAAGACAUUUUCAGAAUUGACCAUAAAAUCUUAUAUAUAUUAGAUUCUAAAAGGAUUACAAUUCAUUCAUAAAAAAGGAAUUGCCCAUCGCGAUUUGAAACCGUAAAAGUAUUAUUAAAAUCAAUAGUGAGAAUGUUCUGAUAAAUAAUAAUGAAGUAGUUAAAUUAUGUGAUUUUGGAAGUUCUAAAUUAAUUAAUUCUCAAGGUCAAAACACUCCAUAUAUAGUUUCUCGUUAUUAUCGUGCCCCAGAAUUAAUAUUAUGUUUAACUAAAUAUGGAGUUUCAGUAGAUAUUUGGGCAUUAGGUUGUAUAAUGGGAGAAUUAGUAAUAAAAGAGGCGCUUUUUAAAGGGAAAAGUGAAGGAGAUCAAUUAUUUGCAAUAUUAAAGGUGAUGGGUAGUUUUAAUUCAAAUGAUAUGGAAUACUUUAUAAACAAAGUUCCUUUUGAUAAUAAAAUUAUAUUUAAAGAACUCUCUAGAUAUAAAAAAUAAAAUCUCAGAGAUAAAUUUAGUUAAAUUAAAGAUUUAGAUAAUUAUUUAGAUUUAUUAAAGUAUUAUAUGGAUAUGAUUUCUAGUUAAAUGUUGUAAUAUAAUCCUGAAGAGAGAAUUAGUGCUAAAGAUGCUCUGAAGCAUCCCUUUUUCAAAGAUGUGGCAAAUGAAUGA